Molecule: messenger RNA, 1191 nt
Organism: Adelges cooleyi (spruce gall adelgid)
Lineage: Eukaryota; Metazoa; Arthropoda; Insecta; Hemiptera; Adelgidae
Exons: 3
Coding region: 118-693 (191 amino acids)
Source: RefSeq, a predicted model, not a curated record
CAGACUCAUGUAAACCACUGACAUAAAACCGUGGUCAUUAUUCCAAAAGAGAACAUUGCCAGUGUGCGUUCAAUAAUAUACAUUUCGAUUGUUUAUAAGAAGAAAAAAAAAUUGGAAAUGAGCACCAGCAAUGCAAAUAGAAUGCCACCGUACAAGCUUUGGGCCUCGACAGAUGAUGGGAAAUUGAAUUUGUAUCUUUUAACGAGUGAUCAUAUUGAAGGUGCGUUGCUCGUCGUCCUUCGAGAAUCGUUUUUCCCCGAAGAAAACAUCUGUAAGGGCGUUGAUGUCAUGUCUGAGAAAGGUGCCGCCGAUGAGCAACCAAAUACAAACACAGCCGAAGCCACGGGAAAAAUCGCCAUUCGAAAUAUUCAGCGAAAACUGCAAGUGCAAAUCGUCCCCAAAGCCAUGAUCGAUUUUAUGAUCUACGUCGAUUCCAAAGUGGAUCUGUUCAAGCUGUACGGUACUCUUUGUGUCUUCUCGAAGUGGUUUUCCUUUGCACGUCCAACACCCACCGCAAGCGAAGAAUCGCCGAGCUUUUCAAACAUAUCAACAGAGAAUAGGCGACACUCGUCUUACUUCACGCCUUGUCGCCAAAAGAUUGAAUUAACUACACACUUUUCUAAAUCAUUUUUCACCAGUAGAGCCAGUUUAUCUAUAUUAGCUAGAUACUUUAUUGGCAAAAUAUUACUUUGAUCAACCGCCUUUUGGAAUUUGCUCUUACAUUUUGUAAAGUUCAUGACUACUAAUCAUCUCGGCACUGUAUUCCUAACGUGAGGUUUUUGUUUUAAUUUUUUUUUUUUUACAAAUUUUAUGGAAAAAAUAGAUUUUAGUAAAUAAUAAAAAAAAGGCAUUUUAGAGAUAACGUUUUGUUUUCUCAACUGUUACAUCAUAAUAUCGAUAUUGAUUGAAUAAUAAACAUAUGUAUUCAUUUAAUUUAUUGUGUCAAGUCUAUAUAAGUCGGGUCAUCAAUAUAUUAACUUUGACGAGGAGCUGAUUAGGUAUUGUAAUUAUUACAAUGAUUUUUUUAUUUUUCUGCCUAAACCCACGACGUCUCUUAUUAAAUAGCUGAACCGUUGGAAAACCCCCAAAAAAAAUGGAAAACCCUAUAACUUUGACCGUUAUCAAUUUUUAGCGCUUUUUACAGUAACGAGGUUUAUUAGUUGUUCAAAAAUAUACCAAUUUUAAUUUUAA